UGGGCACGAUGCGCUGAAGAGCUCUGGAAGCACGAGAAAGACGUCAUACAAGAUCUGAAGGAAGGGAUAGACACUCUUCUUCUCUUCGCGGGUCUGUUUUCAGCAGUUGUCACCGCAUUCAAUGUCGAAUUUUACAAGACACUGCAACCCCAGCCGAAAGAUUCUACUGCUCAGAUCCUGAUGCACAUAUCAGCACAGCUGAGCAGCUUUGCUGUCAAUUCAGGUUCCAUCAACUCCACGAUACCUGGAUACCCGGCGAGAUACCCAGAAUGCGUUUCCCAUCUCGAUAUCGCUACGAAUACACUCUGGUUCUCGGCAUUAGUCAUAAGCCUUGCGGCCGCGUCCAUUGGGAUCACGAUAAAACAGUGGCUUAACAACCACGUAGCCGGUGUGCCAUCGAACCCACGUCAGAGCGCGACUGCCUGGUACCUUCGCCACACUGGUUUUGAUGAAUGGCACGUGGAGGACAUAGUGAACUUGAUGCCGAUUCUGCUGCAGCUUUCCUUGAUGCUCUUCCUCAUCGGUCUGGUACUGCAAUUCUGGAAGACCAGCGCUGUGGUGGCUGGUAUGGUUCUUGGGCAAAUGGUCAUACUGAUGGCUUUCGCUUUCGGAACGGCCAUCACUCCGUCCCUUAACCCUCAUUCUCCCUACAAGUCUCCGAUGUCCCGUGCAUUCUAUAAG
Laetiporus sulphureus 93-53 is the source of this 681-nucleotide messenger RNA. RefSeq lists its product as uncharacterized. NCBI's taxonomy places the organism in Eukaryota, Fungi, Basidiomycota, Agaricomycetes, Polyporales, Laetiporaceae. The record is from RefSeq and is a predicted model, not a curated record. The transcript is spliced from 2 exons. The annotation marks the transcript as partial.